CCUUUUCCGUGUGUUUUGCCGAUAUUCUCUGCCCGUCUGGACUCCGGUAUGUUUUACUAUAUUGUUCGAUAAACCUCUGUCCCAUAGUGUCCAACAAUUUAGAUUUUGUUUCCCUACUGUGAUUUCUCAUCCGGACCCUGCACCAUACGUGCGAUGAAUUGAUCGGUUUCUUGGGCGAUUUCGUCUUGUCUCUCAUAUGCCAGUAGCGGUGCACCGACAAGCGAACGACACACCACCCCGAGAAUUGCCCACAGACGAUAGUUUGGCGCGUGUUUGGAUUUGGACGUCGACGGCCACUCGCGGACUUUCGCCAUGAUCACGACCGAGGUCUCGAAGACCGCCAUCAGCGCGGCCGCAGCCGGCAUAGCGGGCCUGUGCUUCGUCGGCUACUGCUUCUACUUCGACCGGAAACGCCGCAGCGACCCGAACUUCAAGUCGAACUUGCGCAAAAAGCGGCUGUUGGCCAAGGAACACGAGCUGGCGGCGCGGGCCGCCAAGUCGGCGUUCCCGGAUUUCACCGACCAGCAGGCCGUGCAGCGGUUCUUCCUGCAGGAGGUUCAGAUGGGAGAGUCGUACUUGGAACAAGGCGACGCGGCCCGGGGCGUCGAGCACCUGGCCAACGCGGUUGUGGUGUGCGGCCAGCCCACCGAGCUGCUCAACGUUCUGCAGCGCACGCUGCCCGACCCCGUGUUCGAUAUGCUCAUCAAGAAGCUGCCGGAAUUGGGCAAGAACCUGAUGCGCCGCCAGCCGCCGCAGCAGCCGCAACAGCCACCGUCGUCGUUCGGCGGUCCGGUCAUCAGCGAGCUGGACGUGUCCGACGUCGAGUAGUGUUUCUUUUUUUUUUUGUCGAAUAUUAAUAAGUCGUUUCGUCGUUACGAUGAUAAUAUUAUUAUAAUGUUAUUAUGUUGUAAUGCGCGUGUGCAGUGGUACGAUAUCGUAUAGAGACGCCGCCCUAGCCCCGCCGGGGGGGAGCCAUACACUGCCUCCCUCUCUACACCAUCACGACUCCACCCUGCGCGUUUUUGUGUAAUAUUGUAAUUUGAUUAUUAUAUUUUUGAUUUCCAAUAAUAAAUUUCUUAGAUAAAAAAAAAAAUAUAGACUGUCGCUGUAGAAAAGAGAUUUUAUUUAUAUAUGACGAUGACUGUGCAGCGGUAUCAUAAUACACGAUAAAUAAUAAUAGUAAAAAUAAUAAUAAUAUAAGUAAUUUUUAGCCCUACAACAAUAAUCGGUCGUUGGUCGUCAGUAGUUUCACAGCCGACCGUUAAAUUCACAGUGCACGACGUGUUCGGGGUGGGUGUCGGGGUUCUAGCACUAUUUUAUAGGGUGACGGUUUUCGCGCUAUCGUAUUUUUAUUUUUCAUAUCGUACAAACUAAAAUAAUAUUGUAUAAAAUCGAACGUUGUCGUUUACUGUCACUGCAAAUUAAUGUCAUAAUGUAUAGACGAUAUCCCGUUACAAACGUUAUAUUAUCAAAUAAAAAUAUUCACGAAAAACUGCGUCGUAUUGUCGUUAUUACACUGUUAUAAUGUUAUUAUUAUUAUUAUUUUUAUUACGAAUACACGGCUAACCUAGAUUAUAAUACGUUUUGCCGUUUAUAUAGGUAAAAAAAUUUAAUAAAAUAUAUAUUAUAUAUUAUAGUUAUAGCCCGUACGCGCGUGUGCACACGGGGUAGUAUAGAUGUGAAAUGAAUUCGGACGGUUAUUUUUUUAUUAGAUUCGCUCGUCCACGGGCCGUUGUUUAUAUUUUAAUCGAGAAAUAUUAAAAGCAAUAAUAAUAUUAUACGCCAUUUUUUUGUAAUUUAAAUAAAAAUUUACAUGAAACCA
Acyrthosiphon pisum (pea aphid) is the source of this 1822-nucleotide messenger RNA. RefSeq names its product translocase of outer mitochondrial membrane 20 homolog (gene Tomm20). NCBI's taxonomy places the organism in Eukaryota, Metazoa, Arthropoda, Insecta, Hemiptera, Aphididae. Gene Ontology annotation, cellular component: mitochondrial outer membrane translocase complex. The record is from RefSeq and is marked validated. Gene Ontology annotation, biological process: protein targeting; protein import into mitochondrial matrix; intracellular protein transport. Gene Ontology annotation, molecular function: transmembrane protein transporter activity.